AUGACUUCUCCGAGGUUUUCUAUUCGGUCUGUUGUUGUAGCCGCCAUCCUGGGGAUGUUAUUCAUUACUCUUCUUGUGUUUUUCUAUGUAGUUUGGUCUUGUCAAUCUUCGUAUAUGUUCUUUACAGGUAUAUGGAAUAAAGAAAGCAAGUUAGAUUACUUCGAUCCAAUAAGUUAUUCUCUUUAUCAUCGCAUACGAGCUAUUUCAUUCCUUCCUUUCGACUACGAUCCGGAAGGAGUAUUUAUUCCAAAGGGAAGGACUCCUGACCACAUUGUUAAAAAUCUUUCCUAUGUUAUGGACGAUGAGCCCGUCCAAUGUGGAUUUAUGCGUAAUGGUGGUGGUGAAAUGGAUCCUGUGGAUAUCGAAUAUGCCAAGAAAUGUAGGUUUGUGGUUGUGUCUGCAAUUUUUGGUCAAAAUGAUGUACCUCGUCAGCCUUCAGGUCUAAGCCACCGCUCUAAGAAGCGCUUCUGUUUUCUUAUGGUGGUGGAUGAAGUGUCUCUAAAUUUCAUAGAGGAAAAUAAUUUUGUGAGGCAGGACUAUAAAGGAGGAAGGUGGAUUGGUAUCUGGCGUAUUGUUCUACUGAAGCAUCCACCUUAUGAUGACCCCAGCAGGAAUGAGAAAGUUCCCAAGAUCUUAACCCACAGAUUAUUUCCUCAAGCACAAUACAGCAUCUGGAUUGAUGGUAAAAUGGAGCUGAUGGCUGAUCCAUUACAGCUUCUCGACAGAUAUUUAUGGGUUGGGAAGAACACAUUUGCUAUUGCUGAGCACAAAUGUCAUCCAAGCAUAUACGACGAGGCUGAACAUAUCAAACUGCAGAAAAGAUAUGCUCGACCCUUCAUUGAUCUCCAGAUGAAAAUAUACUAUUACGAGGGAUUGAAGCCACGGAGUUCAAAGAAUACUACUGUUAGUGGAGACGCUUUCAAGUUCUUUAGGUUUCCAAAUUGGGAGUACCACGCACUGACAAAGUUUCAUUACACCGGAGGUGAUUUUUCACCACAACAGUGUGUAAAAGAGCGUAGUGAUUUUUGGGGAAAUGGUAGUAGCAUGAUAGAGAACAGAGGUGGUUUAGGGUUGUGGACUCCUUAUCCUGGAGAUCUUUAUUCUGUUUCACUGCCAAAACUAGUACUAGAAGAUCAACAAAAGGCGGAUUUCUUGAUUCCUUAUCCUGAAGAUCUUGAUUCUGUUGUAUUGCCAAAAGCUGUAGAAGUUGAAAUUUUUUGA
Messenger RNA from Dovyalis caffra, 1221 nucleotides. Lineage: Eukaryota; Viridiplantae; Streptophyta; Magnoliopsida; Malpighiales; Salicaceae. The record is from the annotation of a GenBank genome assembly.